UCUCGUUUUUUCCCAAUUCCAAAAUUCGAUUUAAUUCUUCUUUUACUUCGACCAAGUUGGAGGUGCGUGAUAAGCAUCUCACUCGAUUGUCGUAAUUUCUGACGCGCCGCCCCCACCCAUAUCAUUUCAUGCGCAAAUAGAAAAAAAAAACAAUAAAUCAAAAUGCUUCACGGUUACUGUUUGAUAUUGUUACUGUUUCCUUUCAUAGCAUGCCUAUAUGGAAAUGAAAAUGUGGACAAUAUUCUUCCAUACAAUCCGCCAGGAUAUAUGCCUCCGAUGCCUCCAACAGAUCCACCCGGCUACGAUCCUGACAGUACAUUUGACACAACUCCCACCCCAGCACCACCAUCAAACGGUCUUCGUGCCCCGCCAAUGCCAAAAUGGACUCAAGAGAUACCCAAAGAAUCUUCGGGUCAGCAAUUAAAGAUUGAAGAUGUUGUGGUGGGAAACAACAUUGAUAGUCAUGUUGAAGAAGUUAACGGAAGUGGAAGUGGUGACACCGAGGGUUCCGGAUCUGGAGAUAAAAGUGGAACCGAGGAAUCUUUCGACGCUUCAGGUGCUCAGGGAGACAGUUUACCUGACAUUAUGAAAGCAAUGGACAGCGAAGCAGAAGUCCUCGGAGUCAACUGCCCAUCCGAUAUUAUUUUCGUCAUUGAUGCUACAUCUUCCGUCAGAGGGAUUUUCGAGCAGUACAUCACUUAUAUUGAAAAAGUAGUCGAAGGUUUGGAUGUUCAGCCAACUGUUGAUCAUGUUGGAGCAAUUGUGUACAGUAGUGAGAAAAAACAGCGAACAAAGAUAAAGCUUGGAGAGCACAAGGAUAGAGGAUCCCUUGUGAAAGCAGUUGAUGAAUUACCUUUCUUCUCCGGAAUCACUGCGACAGGACAGGCGCUCAAGUUUGCGGCGAACCACACAGAAGGCCGACGAGAAAAUUUUACUUUGAACUAUGUCAUCUUGACCGACGGCUACAGCUAUGACCUCAUUGAAAGCGGGGCUCGUGUUCUUCGAGAGGUCCCAAACUCUGCAAUCUAUGCAGUCAGUAUUGGAGAAAUUUUCUUGAGAAAAGAGCUUGAAAUGAUUACUGGAAAUCCAGACAACGUUCUUACUGGAUCAAUGUCCUACGGAACCCUAGUCAAACGACUCAAACUUUGUGAUGCUCGUAUCAAAGCAGCUACUCUGAAAGACUCAAAUCCAGGUUUGGUACGACCAGGAGAGUUUUUGAGCGACCGUUUCCAACACCGUAGCAGAUUGACUGCAAAUUUAGAGGCUAAGAAACACACUGAAGACUUUGUGAAGACUCCUGAAAAACGAGGCCCCGUCAAGGACUGCAUUUACGAUAUUGGAAUCAUUUUUGAUUCAUCUGGCUCUUUGGAGAAAAACUUCCAGAAACAACUGGCUUUUGCAAAACAGUUAGUUGAACAAAUGCCAAUUUCCGACAACGCGACAAGGGUCGGUAUUGUCCAGUUUGCUGGAAAAACAAAAGUUAGAGUAUUAGCGAACUUCUCCCAGAAUAAAAGCCAACUAAAAACUAUCAUCGACCGAUCUCCAUUCUACUCUGGAACAACGUUUACAAACCAGGCUUUAAAGAAAAUGGCUGCCUUAUAUGAAGAAUCAAAAAGGCCGAAUGCAAAGCUGAAGCUUAUGUUGUUCACUGAUGGAUAUUCUGCAGAAGACACAUCAGAAGGCGAAGAAGCACUUAAAAGCCAAGGCGUUGUUGUGUACACGGUUGGAAUCAGUACAGACAAAUCAGCAGGUUUGAAUAUGAAAGAAUUACGUGGUAUGGCAACUUCAUCGGAACAUUAUUACGAUUCCUCGGACUUUGCAGAUCUGUUAAAACAUUUUCCAUCAUCUCAGUAUUGUUGAUUCAUUUUUUUUGUCUUAAAAUUAUUUUGCUUCAAUCUAUUUCUCAGUGAUUUUUUCAAUCAGGCGAAUGUUUAAAUUCAUAUUUUGAUGUAGAAUUUUGAUUUAUGAUUUUUCAAUCAAUGAAUAUUCUUAAAAUUGAAAAAAAAA
Caenorhabditis elegans is the source of this 2007-nucleotide messenger RNA. It is a transcript of the gene C16E9.1, whose product is annotated as VWFA domain-containing protein. Lineage: Eukaryota; Metazoa; Nematoda; Chromadorea; Rhabditida; Rhabditidae. The coding region runs from base 163 to 1860 and encodes 565 amino acids. The record is from RefSeq and is marked reviewed. The transcript is spliced from 11 exons.